AUGCGGAAGGACGCAAUAGUCAACGAAAUUAUUUAUGAAGGGGUGAUAAAACAUAGUGGAGAAGGAACAGACCAGAUUGGCAAAACGAAUGAACAGAAAGAGAAAAGUAUAUUGUCUAUCCCAUCCACUAGCACAAACAGUGAUUCCGAUGAGUCUGAAGAAGCAACCACUGACACAUCCUUCCUCACAUCAUCCACCAUGAUACGGAGCAACAUAAAGGCAAGCAUCAUAUGUGAAAGGUGCCUUCCACAAAAUAGCUAUGCUCAUAAUACAUGUGAUUUUACAAAGGGGCAUAGAAGGGGGAGUAGUUCCCCCCCCCCUUUAGGAGAAGCAAACAAUAUUACCGUUAAUAAAUCUGCAUCCUUUGGUGAUAUUGCUCCGCAUAGCCAAGAAAAUUUUCUAGAACUCUUCGAAUCCAUUAGGAAAAAAGAGGAAGAUAAACAUCAAGAAAAUUAUUUAAGAGGGGAAAAAAAUUACCCAACGAUGAAGUCCCACUCACAACGUAUAGAACCUUUUUCUUCAUGGGGUAGUGAUGAUCCACUAGAUGUGAAAGUCCCAACAAGGUGA
Plasmodium knowlesi strain H is the source of this 567-nucleotide messenger RNA. RefSeq names its product conserved Plasmodium protein, unknown function. The transcript has a single exon. Bases 1 to 567 code for a protein of 188 amino acids. Lineage: Eukaryota; Apicomplexa; Aconoidasida; Haemosporida; Plasmodiidae. The record is from RefSeq and is a predicted model, not a curated record.